CCUCUGCGCAGGGGUACUGUACGUAGUUGAAUCUCAGUCCUGCCCGGAGAGCCACCGCCACCUACACCAAACUGGACUACUGGGACUCUAUUACACGAAUAAAUCGACAGUAGAGGGGGAGAGAAAUAGAGCAAGAAAGCGAAGGAGGUAGAAUUGGAACGGUGAACAACCCAUAAAUAUUCCAAAAUCCGAGGAGUGAUGAGCCGCAGUAUCGUACGUCAGAGUAAGUUCAGACAUGUCUUCGGCCAGGCGGGCAAGGCGGAGCAGUGCUAUGACGACAUCCGUGUCUCCAAGGUGACAUGGGACAGCUCCUUCUGCGCCGUCAACCCCAAGUUCCUGGCCGUGAUCGUGGAGUCCAGCGGCGGGGGAGCCUUCCUGGUCAUGCCGCUCUCAAAGACAGGUCGUGUGGACAAGAACUACCCCCUGGUGGUGGGGCACUCAGGCCCAGUCCUGGACAUCGACUGGUGUCCCCACAAUGACAACAUCCUGGCUAGCGCCUCCGAGGACAGCACCGCCAUGGUUUGGCAGAUCCCGGACCAUACCCCCAUACGGCCGCUUUCUGAACCCAUCGUGACCCUGGAGGGGCACUCCAAACGCGUGGGAAUCGUCAUCUGGCACCCCACCUCCCGCAACGUCCUCCUCACUGCAGGCAGCGAUAACUUGAUCAUCAUCUGGAACGUGGGCACAGGGGAGCCCCUGAUCACCAUGGACGACCACCCCGACCUCAUCUACAACGUCAGCUGGAACCACAACGGCAGCCUGUUCUGCACCACCAGCAAGGACCGCCGGCUGCGCGUCUGUGACCCCCGCAAGAGGGAGGUGGUGGCGGAGAGGCUGGCUCCACACGAGGGCAUCAGGCCCAUGCGCGCCAUCUUCACCAGAGAGGGGAACAUCUUCAGCACAGGCUUUACCCGCAUGAGCCAGAGAGAGCUGGGGCUGUGGGACCCGACAAACUUUGAGGAGCCUAUUGCCCUGCUGGAAAUGGAUACAAGCAAUGGAGUCCUGUUGCCAUUUUAUGAUGCUGACACCAAUAUAGUUUACCUGUGUGGAAAGGGUGACAGCAGUAUCAGGUAUUUCGAGAUCACGGAAGAGCCCCCCUAUGUGCACUACCUCAGCACCUUUAGCAGCAAGGAGCCACAGAGGGGCAUGGGGUUCAUGCCCAAAAGAGGGGUGGAUGUCAGCAAGUGUGAGAUUGCCAGGUUAUAUAAACUCCAUGAGAGGAAGUGUGAGCCAAUCAUGAUGACAGUGCCAAGAAAGUCGGACCUGUUCCAGGACGAUCUGUACCCCGACACGGCGGGCCCCGAACCUUCCUUGGAGGCGGAGGAGUGGAUGGAGGGGCGGGACGAGGACCCCAUUCUGGUGUCCAUGCGGGACGGCUACAUCCCCCCCAAGAGCAGGGAGCUCAAGGUGGCCAAGAAGAACGUUCUGGACUCCCGGCCAGCGCCGAAACGGAGCAUGUCGUCAUCCUGCGACGGCAGCAACCUGCCGCCUCAGCUACUAGAGAAGCUCUUGGAGGAGGUCCAGAUGCUGAAGGCCACGAUCUUGUCUCAGGAAAAACGCAUCUGCGACCUGGAGAACAAGCUCUCCAAAUACACCAACGGCACCGCAUAACUGCACCCAACCCCCACCCCUACCACCUCCCUGCCUCCUCAUUUCAUGCCCCUCAGCCAUUAGCAUUGCACUACCUACCCUGAUCCCACCCAUAUUAUACCCUCCUUCAAUGACACCCAAAGCUAAAUUCUGUUGCUCACCCCAAACCCCCACCCCCUCCCCUCACCUUGUAGAUGGCACUGCUGACUAGUUUUUUUUUUAUUGUGGUGAGAUAUUAGCAUGUGACUGAAGGAUACCGUGGCAGUGGUGUGUACAUACACUCCCUACUCUUCCUGACUCCGUCACCACUACUCCAGAGCCCUGAUGCUACACACUGCAGCACAGACUCAUACCUCAACAUCAGGGAUAUGGAACAGGGAUCGGAUGUCGCUGAUGUCACCUUUCACAUAGAAACCAGAGAGGAGCUCCUCUACCAAUCAAGGCAUACAUUGGUAAUAACAAACGGCAUUGGUGAUUGGUGGCUACUUUCUGACUAUACUUGUUCCUUACAGUACCUUGGCAAUAUGUCCAAAAGACAUCCACCAAUAACCACUGCCAAUGUUUUAUUUGUUUCUGUCAACAUACUUUCUGGUUUCUAUGGAAAUGCUGAUGACACCUAUGUCCUAUCCCUUUUAUAUUAUCUCUGCUCAACAUGUAGACUCUAUCUAAGCCCCCUUCGCUUCAUCCAUCUGCCCUACGAACAAGACAAAGACUGGACAUUUUGCAAAUGAUGGACAGAAUAUUGUAAAUAUUAAUGGAAAAUGACAAGUAAAAUUUGAAAAACUAAAGUUGCUUUGAAAAAAAACCAAAACCAUAAAAUGACUAAAAAGAAGUUAGUUCCAUGUGUGUUCUGUAAAGAAUUGUCUGAGAGACACGAUAACAUCAAUAAAGAGCAAAGUUUUUUAAAAGGUUA
Messenger RNA from Conger conger (European conger), 2503 nucleotides. It is a transcript of the gene coro6, whose product is annotated as coronin 6. The record is from RefSeq and is a predicted model, not a curated record. Gene Ontology annotation, molecular function: actin filament binding. Gene Ontology annotation, biological process: actin filament organization; cell migration. NCBI's taxonomy places the organism in Eukaryota, Metazoa, Chordata, Actinopteri, Anguilliformes, Congridae. The coding region runs from base 199 to 1611 and encodes 470 amino acids. The transcript is spliced from 11 exons.